AUGGGGCGAGAAGCUCUGAGCAAACAGUUCGCCGAAAUGUCGUACCCCUACGGAUACCAACCUUAUGGCUAUGCCGCCCCUGGCUACGUUGCGCCAGCCGUUUAUCCGGCUCCAGCUGUUGUACCAGUCGUCCAACCUCAAGUCGUCGUAAUGGACGGACAUCAUCAUGGAUAUCAUCACCAUCACCAUUCAUUCCUUGCAGCGCAUGGCUUCCCACUUUGUUCGUCAAACGACCAAUGCCAGAACGGUUUUGAGUGCCUGCCUAUCGGUGUAUUUCGGAGUUGCCAACCAUGUCAAUCGCUGAAUUGUCAUACGCCCAGCAAUAACGGAUGUGAAAGCGACUACGACUGUCCUCCGAAUUAUCAAUGUGCAUUGUUGGAUGAUACUGGGAGAAGAGGAUGUUUGGAAGCUGCUCCACCACUACCACUUCCGAUGCCUAGACCAUUGUCCUGUGCCAGAGAUACUGAUUGUAUAUUGGGGCAAAUUUGCCAGGCCGAUUAUUCUGGUGUGGCACAAUGUCAAGAACCUACUCCCGGUUUCUCAUGCCGUUUCAAUACGGACUGUCGUGUGGGUACGGUAUGCGUAGAAACGGAGAGAGGUUAUAGGAGAUGUCUGGACCAAGCCCCUGCCCUUCCAACCCCAAGUCCUUGCGCGAGAAGCCAAUUCUGUGAAUCCGGAUUUAUUUGUACUGUUAAUCAAAGACCAUUGUGUACCGUUGGCAACUGUCGCUCUACAGCCGAUUGUCCACAUGGAAAAUCUUGUGUAGAUAUGGGGAAUGGACUUCAUGAGUGUUUGGAAAACAUCACCCCUCACCAUCACCAUCGCCAAUACGGCUGUACGUCGGAUGAGCAAUGCGAGUCUGGAUAUUCAUGCGAUGUUGAGGGCAGUCGGACGUGUGUUCAGAAUCCCUCUGGACUUCAACGCGAUCAACCUGUUAUCCUUGGCGGCUGGUGGUCUAGAUGUUCUACCAGUACUGACUGUAGUAUUGAUCUGGGGUGUUACACAACGAAUAGCAAUGAGCGAAUGUGUGCUGCUGUCAAUGGACAACUCUGCAUCUCUGAUCAUGGAUGUUCCAAUACCCAUUGCCUCUUUUACCGGUUUGGUGAUGUGGCAGGGAAUUGCGCGAGACAGCCGAAAUAUUAUGUU
Messenger RNA from Mesorhabditis spiculigera, 1146 nucleotides. NCBI's taxonomy places the organism in Eukaryota, Metazoa, Nematoda, Chromadorea, Rhabditida, Rhabditidae. The record is from the annotation of a GenBank genome assembly.